Miniopterus natalensis is the source of this 1221-nucleotide messenger RNA. It is a transcript of the gene AP3S1, whose product is annotated as adaptor related protein complex 3 subunit sigma 1. NCBI's taxonomy places the organism in Eukaryota, Metazoa, Chordata, Mammalia, Chiroptera, Miniopteridae. The record is from RefSeq and is a predicted model, not a curated record. Gene Ontology annotation, biological process: Golgi to vacuole transport; intracellular protein transport. Gene Ontology annotation, cellular component: membrane coat; AP-3 adaptor complex.
GCUCGCGCGCCCGCCCCCGCCCUGGCCCCCAGCGCCCACCCGGUCCGCGCGGCUCAGCCAUGAUCAAGGCGAUCCUCAUCUUCAACAACCACGGGAAGCCGCGGCUCUCCAAGUUCUACCAGCCUUAUAGUGAAGAUACCCAACAGCAAAUCAUCAGGGAGACAUUCCAUUUGGUAUCUAAGAGAGAUGAAAAUGUUUGUAAUUUCUUAGAAGGAGGAUUAUUAAUUGGAGGAUCUGACAACAAACUGAUUUAUAGACAUUAUGCAACGUUAUAUUUUGUCUUUUGUGUGGAUUCUUCAGAAAGUGAACUUGGCAUUUUAGAUCUAAUUCAAGUAUUUGUGGAAACAUUAGACAAGUGUUUUGAAAAUGUCUGUGAACUGGAUUUAAUUUUCCAUGUAGACAAGGUUCACAAUAUUCUUGCAGAAAUGGUGAUGGGAGGAAUGGUAUUGGAGACCAACAUGAAUGAGAUUGUUACACAAAUUGAUGCACAAAAUAAACUGGAGAAAUCUGAGGCUGGCUUAGCGGGAGCUCCAGCCCGUGCUGUAUCAGCUGUAAAGAAUAUGAAUCUUCCUGAGAUCCCAAGAAAUAUAAACAUUGGUGACAUCAGUAUAAAAGUGCCAAAUCUGCCCUCUUUUAAAUAAAAAAAAUUUAAAAGGCCACUCCCAGGUAAAAUCCAGGGGGAAAAGUCAUCUAAGUUUACCAUGCAGUUGUUUACCAAAAAUAGAGGAGAGUCUUAACUUUUGCUCUUGGAUUUAAGUCAAGGUACUGUAUAGAAGUUGUAUAAAAUCAGUAUGGCGGUUCUUCUUGUUCAGUGAUUUUGAAGAAAUUGAGUAGUUCCAGUGUGAUAUUUUUCUUUCUUUUCUAAACUGCAUUCCUAUGCCCACCUAAGGCAUGCCUCUAUGUAUUGGCUACAACAGUAUUUUGAAAGUGUUUGAAACAUUUCUUUAAAUUAUGUACAACCCAAAAUAUUGGUGUUUUGUAUGGAUCACAAGUACAGCAUUCCUUAAUUCUUUCUGUCAUUUGUCACAAUUGUUAUUUAAAGAAUCAAGUAUGUAUUGCAUGAAAACAUAAUGACCUUUUCCUCUUAGUUUAAAUAAACUCCAAGGUAACUGGACUUCUACAGCACCUUUCUGUUUGCCUGAUAUCUAUUUUAGCAAUAAUUUUAUUUUUACGACCUCUUACUCAGCAAAGUAAAUAAAAGUAUAUUUUAUCACUGUUAAA